CAUGGAAGUGGGAGUGCGCGUGCUAGGCAUAGUGCUGAGGCUACUGAACCUGCUUCUCGCGCCUUUGUUUUGGUUGCGCUCGCGCGACAGACGCCGCCUGACGCCGCCUGCGCCGCUGCUGUUGCGCAGUGCAACGCAGCACGCCGCUGCCGUCAGGAACGGUGAGAUAACCAGCGAAAAACUGGUGACCGUAUACAUAGGGAGGGUUAAAGAAGUGAAUCCUCUACUAAACGCUAUAGUGGAAGAGCGGUAUAGAGCAGCCUUAGAAGAUGCUAAGGAGGUUGAUCGCCGGAUACGAGAGGCACGACAAAAUGGCACUCUGGAGCAAUUGGUGGAGGACAAACCUAUACUGGGAGUACCGUUUACGGUCAAAGAGAGCUGCUCACUUGGUGGACUAUCCAACUCUGUGGGCUGCCUCGAAUUCGCGGGCCGUAAAGCGACCAAUGACGGCGAGGCGGUGCGGCUGAUGAAGCGAGCCGGCGGUAUACCGCUGCUCGUGUCUAACACGCCCGAACUAUGUCUCGGAUGGGAGACUACUAACUUACUGCGGGGUACUACUAACAACCCGUACUGUCUAGAUAGAACACCUGGUGGAUCGUCUGGCGGAGAGGGUGCCCUAUUAGCGUCGGGUGCGUCAGCUGUCAGUGUGGCAUCAGAUAUAGCGGGCUCCAUUCGCUUACCGGCAGCCUUCUGCGGCGUCUUCGGACACAAACCUACCCCUGGUGUGAUACCCAUCGAAGGCCACAUCCCGUCGUUGACGGACCCCCGAUUCCCAAACUACCUGGUAGUAGGACCAAUGGCGAGGAAAGCUGAAGACUUGCAUCUGCUCAUGUCAAUCAUGACAGUGAAUAAGGCCAAGAUGAGGCUGGAUACACCCGUCGACUUGACGCAACUCAAGGUUUACUAUAUGACUGAGGCCACCAUCUCACCAGCUCUGCUAGACGUCGACCCAGCAAUCAAGGAUAGAAUCAGAAGUGCAGCGAAAUAUUUGGAAACGGAAUGCGGAGCUACAAUAUACGAGGAAAAAUUCAAAGACUUGGAAGAUUCGGUUGAAAUAUCAGUGUCAGAGUUCUUCUCUAUGAGAGAUAUUCCUAACAUGUUACAAGACCCCGCGGAUCCAAAGCGCGACAAAAGCCUAUGGCUUGAGUUGUUGAAGUGCUUAUUCGGUGGCGGCAGUAGAUCGCUGCAGGGGCUCGGCUUCACGCUCAUAAGCCGGAAUAAUCUGUUCAUACCAGCCUCCAGGGGAUCCUACUAUCACGCCAAAGCUAACCAGCUGAAAGACGAUUUGAAGAGAACACUCGGCGAUAACGGCGUAUUCCUAUACCCCGUAUACCAUUCGACUGCACAUUACCAUCAUCAAGUAUUCUUACGAGCUUCAGGGGUUUUAUAUACAAUGAUGUUCAACAUAUUAGGCAUGCCAGCCACUUCUGUACCAACUGGCUUGCAUAAAGGACUCCCGACUGCUAUACAGGUUGUAGCAGCGCCAAAUCAGGACAGAUUAUGUAUUGCCGUCGCCAAACAGCUAGAGAUCGCGUUCGGGGGCUGGCGACCCGCCGGGCUAUAAACGCCCAGACGCGACUCACCUUAAAUCGUAACUUAUAUCAUAAGAGAAUGAAUAUCAACAAACCACAAAUAUGACGUGGUCGAUUUUAUACCAGAGAACUAUAUACUAUAAUAAUAAGAUAGUUUCCAAUCGUUAGUUUUGUACCUAAAUAUAUUUAUACAGUACUUAAUAAAUAUAAAGUGACUUCCAAUGAAAUUGAUCUCUAAUUACAUAAAAAUAGAAGUGAAAAUGAUUGAUGACAAGAUUAUAUUUAUGUAAGUAAAUAUUGCACAGAUCUUUUUAACAUACAAGUUUAUACUGCGCUCAACUUAUACUGCUUACAUUUCUAAUUAAUGUAUUUAGUAAUAUCGUGUAAAGAAUUAUUUUUAAGAAACAUUACUGUGAUUUUUUUUAUAUCUUUAAUGGUGUUGUAAAGCCCUUUUAAUAUGUGCGUGUUCUUGUUUAGAAUGAAAUAGUGAGUGAAAUAUAAGGAAAAUAAACUAUUUAAAGAUAUUUUCGGAAAUGUUUAAAAUUGUAAGGUUUUUCGAAAUAAUGAUAAAUAAUCGUUGCACAUAUUCAAAUGGGCCAUUGAGAAAUAUAUAUUUUAUUUUUGUUGGUAUUUGGUUAUUUUAUACGUUAUUGUGUAACUUAACCCAUUGACUAUAUUUAUAUUAUAUUGAUCGUGAUUUUUAUUAUACAUUAUAUUAAUUACCUUUGCCUUUUUUAGAUAGACAGAUAGAUGUUUUUUAAGUUAGGAACAUUCUUUUGGGUCAUUUAUUAAUGAGAUCACAUAAUAAAAAAAAUAUACACUCGGCGUCUAAAAAAAUCGCACCUCCGCAAAAAUAUUAUUGGUAUUAUUCUCCAGCGAGAAGUCCAGUAAUCUCCAGGAGCUCGAAGAGAAAGUUAUUAAGGAAUGAGCCAGUAUUUAUCAAAAAGAGCUAAAAUUGUUAAGAUCCACGAGCGUAUGGAAGCCGUCAUCCGGCAUGGGGAACCUUUUUAUAUUGUUUUUUUUUGUGUAAUUAAACAUUGUUUUUUUUAAGUUUAUGCGCGUGUUAAGGGUUAGUAACGCUUGAAAGAUAUUUUCGCGGUGAUGCGAUUUUUUUGACGCUGAGUGUAUAUACAAAUAAUCCUAAAUAACAGUAUAGGAUCUACUAUGUUAAGGGUUAUUAUUUUCAGUAUUUAACAUAUUUUUUGCUUUUUCAUUCUGUAUUAAAUUACCACAUGAAAAAUGUAAUUUAUAUUAAUGAAAUGCUUAAUUUAGGUUAUGAUCGUCGUAUAUUUGUAAAUAUGUACAACUUUUUGUUAUUUUGAAAAUAUAUUUAAUAUAUUUUACCAGCUUUAGAUUUUAUAUUUUAUUGUGAAUAUGCUCGAUGUAGAGUUACACAAUAAAGACCCUGGUCAUUAACGAGAAAUUUUGUCAUAAGUAAUAAUUACUUUUAUGACGGAAAUAAAUGAUGUCGUAUCCUAUAAUUAUGGCUUAUUUUCUCCACCUCCGCUUGAUAUUUUACUCAAAACGUUUAUUAAAGUGCGCUGUUUACCCGUUAAAUAUUAU
Messenger RNA from Chilo suppressalis (striped riceborer), 3095 nucleotides. The record is from the annotation of a GenBank genome assembly. Lineage: Eukaryota; Metazoa; Arthropoda; Insecta; Lepidoptera; Crambidae.